ACUGCAUAGAGGCCGCAGACAUACAGCACCGAGCAGGGGUGGCAGGUUUGCAUUGCUGUAGGUUUCCAUCUGAAUAUGGAGGUGGUGAGCCCUGGAUAUGUUGAGAUGAUAGAAUUGGACAUGGAUGAUGCAGAUUCAGACCCAGAUGAGCUGGUGCACUUGGGCAGUGACAGUGAGAGCAAUGGUCCAGGCCAGCCCUGUAUCCAAAUCACAGAUGAGUGCCUCCCAAUUGAGACCCACGGCGUCUCACUUGGAGUCCUGUCAGCCAUGCCAAGUUACACCAUCACAAGGCGAAAGGCAGAGCUGAAGAGCCUGAAGACCAUGUCCAGAAAGAAGGGUGUGUGUAGGAUUCGAAAUAUGCCCCUGAGUGUGGACGAAAAGAGAUGUCUGCGAAGAGAAAUGCGUCUGGAUGCAGAGGACCCUUCCACUAACACAGCCUUUCAGUGCGGUUGCCAUCAAUUUGCUCUAAGGGUGGGAAGACUGCGUAUGCACUUGUCCACCCUGUUCAGUGUUAAGCCAUGGAGGGGCUCGCUGAAGCAGGUCGGCGCUCGCUUUGGCACGGUGGUCCUGUCCUAUUUCCUCUUCCUGCGGACCCUUCUGCUCUACAAUGUCGUCAUGGCCCUCCUCGUGGGCAUUUUUGUGGCGCUGCCACAAGCCAUACUGAACCCAGAUCAGCCUCAAGCCCAGGACCCGACAUUCAGUGGCCUGGAGCUUCUCACUGGGGAGGGAUACUUCACCAACUCACUGUUGUACUAUGGCUACUACACCAACAGCAGCCUGAGGGUGGCCUGUUUCCAGUCGGACUGUGGGCAGGCAGUAAAGUUGGGCUACAGCAUCCCCCUGGCCUACAUCCUCAUCAUCAUCAUCUCUUUCUUCGUCACCUGUGUUAUGCUUGUAUACAGUGUUUCAAAGUCUCUGGGUAAGAGCUUGCUGUCUGAGGGGGGCUUGACGGCGUGUGUCUUCUGCUCCUGGGAUUUCAAAGUCACCAAGAAAUCAUCCAUCCUCCUGAAGCAAGCCAACAUCAGCACCCAGCUAAAGGAACUGAUAUCUGACAGCGUGGCCCAGAGGAGGAAAAGAGAUGGGAUUGUGUGCCAGUGGCUGCUGUGUGGACUAGUAUGGACCAUUUGUCUGGGCUGUACUGGGAUCUGUGUCUUGGGCAUCUACUUGUAUAUUAACUUCCUUCACCUGAAAAAGAUUGAGAAUGUCUUAGGGCUGCCUUUUCUGGUGAGCACUGUAAAUCUGCUGCUGCCAGGCCUUUUCAGAACCGUAGGCAGUAUGGAAUAUUACCAGUCCCCCAGCACACGGGCAUAUGUGGCCAUCUCAAGAAAUUUGCUGCUGAAGACAAGCAUUCUCAUAUUGCUUUCCUUUCACUGGAUGACAGACUCAGCGAUAGGUUUCAGAAGUCAUCAGUGUUGGGAGACCUACGCUGGACAAGAGUUGUACCGGCAUAUGGUUGCAGACCUAAUCAUGACCCUGCUGUACACCAUUUUGGGAGAGUUCUUCUGGAGUCAGUGUGUGCUGGGGGUGAAGAUGAGAGAGAAGCGGCCUGCGUUUGACAUCGCAUGGAAUGUUCUGGACCUCAUCUAUGGGCAGACUCUGGCCUGGGCAGGAGUGCUGUUUUCUCCAUUGCUGCCAGCUAUUCAGAUUCUCAAGCUACUUGUACUUUUCUACACAAAAAAGGCAAGUCUGCUGCUGAACUACCGUCCAUCCCACCAGCUGUGGAGAACCAAUCAGAUGAACACAAUCCUCACCACUCUCCUCUGUUUCCCAGCCUUCACUGGGGCAGUUGUGUAUGUGGCCUACGGUAUAUGGAUGGAGAAGCCAGACCCCAUCUGUGGUCCAUUCCGGUCACUUCCCACAAUGUUUUCACUGGAGAAAGAGUGGGAGGAGUUGGAGGAGGCCCACGCUAGUUUGGCAUGGCUGUCUGUGGUCUACACACACCUACUGAGGAAACCCCUCUAUCUCAACAUCAUUUCCACAUCUCUCAUGAUGGUGAUUUAUGCAUAUAGACAAAAAAAUGAUGGUCAGAAAAAACUCAUUACCCUCUUGAAGAAGCAGAUUAGAAAUGAGGGGGAGGAUAAACAUUUUCUCAUCAGUAAACUGAAGGAGCAGGAGCACCAGGAGUGAUUACAGACAUGACAAAAGGACUGCCAGAGACAGGGAAGGGAGAAUACAGAAACUCAAGAACUAAUUGUUUUUAUUAGCAAUGCUUGUGAUUUUUGUUGUUGUUGUAUUUUAUGUCACAAAUAAUAUAGUAUUAUAGAAUAAAAUGUGUGUAGGAUAUGCUGCAACUGUGCCUGCCUGCCCCUCUGCAUUUGUUCUUGUCAUAAUAUACUCGACUUGUUAAAAUAAAUGUAUGGUAACAAAGUGCUGAAGUUUCUAAACUGUUAGGGUGAUAUUUUUACAUUUUAAUGUCUUAAGUGUAAGUGUAUGUGUAAAUGUCUGACUUAUAUUCUAUAUUUUAAAAACAUUACGAAACAUUUUGGA
Molecule: messenger RNA, 2487 nt
Organism: Alosa alosa (allis shad)
Lineage: Eukaryota; Metazoa; Chordata; Actinopteri; Clupeiformes; Clupeidae
Product: transmembrane channel-like protein 6
Exons: 18
Coding region: 76-2127 (683 amino acids)
Cellular component (GO): plasma membrane
Molecular function (GO): mechanosensitive monoatomic ion channel activity
Source: RefSeq, a predicted model, not a curated record